CCCCUGUGUUGGACCGAGGGCACAGCCAACUCUGCUUCUCUGGCUGGAAACAACAGGGGUUGGUAGCCUAGAGAAACUUCAAACGGAGGUGAGAGAUGAAUGCUAAAACUGCUCUGCCACAAGUUGCUUUUUAUAGCUCAACAGAUGACACGCCUCCUGCAGUAUUAUACAGUCAGAGAACAGCAGUCUGCAGGCUUUAGACAGAGUCACACAGAGUUAUGCUUCAACAGACCGAACAACUUCCACUUAAUGUUAUUCGUUCAAAUCCUGCAUCAUGGGAAGCUUUUUCAGCAUAUUCAGAAGCAACGACACUAAAGACAGACAACCGGCGGCACUGAGUUGGGACCGUGGAUCACAAUGUAUAUCAAGACCGCACACUAAUGAGGCAAAGACAGGACGACACACUGGCACCACAGUGAACCUUGUUCUUUUGGGAAUGGCUGGGACUGGAAAGAGUGCCAGUGGGAACACCAUCCUUGGACAGAAACACUUCAUUUCUACACCCAGUUCAAAGCCGGUCACCACAAAUUGCCAGAAUGUACAAACUGAGAUCAGUGGUGUAGACGUAAAUGUGAUUGAUACCCCAGAUAUGUUUGAUGAUGACAUUGCUCCAUCAGUUAGGGGCAAACAUGUGCAAAGGUGCAAACAACUCUGUGAAUCAGGACCAUGUGUGUUUGUACUUGUGAUGCAUGUGAGCAGAUUUACAGAUGGUGAGAGAGACAUCAUGGAAAAGUUAGAAAAAGCUUUUGGGAGGGAAGUUAGAGGACGAACAAUCAUCCUGUUCACCCGAGGAAACGACUUGCAGCAGGCGGGAAUGGGCUUGGAGGAUUUUCUUCAUUCUUGCCAACCUGAUCUGAAGAAAAUAGUUGAAAAGUGUGGAAACAGGUGUGUUCUCUUUGAGAACAACAAAUCAGGUCCUGAUCAGGUUGAAAAACUAAUGAAGGUGGUAAACACAAUACUCAAAGACCAGAAUAAUGUAUAACUUAAAGUGCUUGGAAAAGAUGUUUUUUUGUUGUUGUUUUUUAAUUUUCUCCAUUUAAAGCAAUGCAUUGUCAGGGAUUGUAACAUCUAGUCCUUUUACUGAAUCAUAUGAAUUACCAUACAGACAAGAAGAGAAGAAUGACCUUUUAUGGUUUUCUAUGGAGUUUUGUCAAAUGAGGCAAUGAAAGCUUG
Maylandia zebra (zebra mbuna) is the source of this 1173-nucleotide messenger RNA. NCBI's taxonomy places the organism in Eukaryota, Metazoa, Chordata, Actinopteri, Cichliformes, Cichlidae. The record is from RefSeq and is a predicted model, not a curated record.